Suncus etruscus (white-toothed pygmy shrew) is the source of this 2679-nucleotide messenger RNA. RefSeq names its product ring finger protein 139 (gene RNF139). Gene Ontology annotation, cellular component: endoplasmic reticulum; endomembrane system. Lineage: Eukaryota; Metazoa; Chordata; Mammalia; Eulipotyphla; Soricidae. The record is from RefSeq and is a predicted model, not a curated record. Bases 1 to 2505 code for a protein of 834 amino acids. Gene Ontology annotation, biological process: ERAD pathway. The transcript has 3 exons. Gene Ontology annotation, molecular function: ubiquitin protein ligase activity; zinc ion binding.
AUGCAACUUUUCCUAAGGUGUCAGCUCCACUCAGCCAGCCAGCCCCAGAACUCUCGGAUCUUCUCCGUGGAAGACGGGGAGGGGGCAGUUCCUGGGCGAAGGCUUCCUUUCAUCCUCUCACAGCUUCACCAUCCUCAUUCCCAUCCGCCUCCAUCCAGCCGCCAGAACCGCCGCGGGCAUCUAAUCAUCGCCCUUUCCACCCGCAUUCAAGGAGCAGACGCGACCCACGCGAACGACGCGGCCCCCCAAGAGCGCCCCAGGCCGGGGCGGAGCUCGAGAUGCUGUCGCCUCGGGCGGGGGAGACCCCCACAGGGGGCGGGGCCAGGCCCUAGCGGCCGGAAGUGCCGAUGCCGCGAGGCCCGCCGGGAAAGCACCGCGAGAGGAGACCCUGAGCGCGGAGGCGGAGGCGGAGGCGGAGGCGGGAGCGCCGGGGCGGAGCCGCCGCUCAGCCUCCGGCCCGGCCCAGCCCCGGUGCGGCUGCGGCGGAUGGCGGCGGCGGCGGCGGCGGCGGCGGCGGGGCGCGCGCCUCGGCAGGUGCGGAUGGCCCCUCCGCGGGCCCGGGCGGCGCUCGAGGUGGCGCUGCGGGUGCCCUGCCUCUACGCGCUCGACGCCAUCUUCAACUCGUACUACGACGCCGGCCAGAGCCGCCUGUGCGUCGGCCUGCAGGUGCUCGUGCGGCUCCUCGGUAUAUUUGUAUCCAGCAUAGUCCUAAUCUUGUCACAGCGAUCACUUUUCAGAUUUUACAUGUACAGCUCGGCUUUUCUGUUAGCUGCAACUUCAGUGUUGAUAAAUUAUUAUGCUGCUUUGCACAUUGACUUCCACGGUGCCCAUAACACGUCAGCUUUUGGAAUCGAGCUGCUUCCUCGAAAAGGGCCCUCACUGUGGAUGGCGCUCCUAGUCCUCCAGCUAACAUUUGGCAUCGGAUACAUCACCCUGCUCCAGAUUCAUUCCGUCUACUCACAAUUAAUUAUUUUGGAUCUCUUGGUUCCCAUAAUAGGCUUAAUCACGGAGCUACCGCUACACAUCCGAGAGACGUUAGUUUUCCUUUCUUCCCUGAUUCUUACGAUAAAUACAAUACUUGUCUUGGCAGUGAAACUUAAGUGGUUUUAUUAUUCCACGCGAUACGUUUACCUUUUAGUGAGGCACAUGUACCGAAUCUACGGAUUACAGCUAUUAAUGGAGGACACCUGGAAGAGAAUUCGUUUCCCAGAUGUACUUCGAGUCUUUUGGCUGACGAGAGUUACAGCCCAAGCUACAGUGUUAAUGUACAUUUUAAGGGUGGCGAAUGAGACGGAUUCCUUCCUUAUUUCUUGGGAUGACAUCUGGGACCUCAUCUGCAACCUCAUAAUUAGUGGAUGUGAUUCUACGCUAACUGUCCUGGGGAUGAGUGCUGUCAUCUCCUCAGUAGCCCAUUAUUUGGGCCUUGGUAUUCUGGCCUUCAUUGGAUCAACGGAAGAUGACGACAGGCGGCUUGGCUUUGUAGCACCGGUUUUAUUUUUUAUUCUGGCUCUUCAGACAGGUUUAAGCGGGCUGAGACCAGAAGAGAGACUUAUUCGCCUCAGUAGAAACAUGUGCCUUCUAUUAACUGCAGUCCUGCAUUUCAUCCAUGGGAUGACUGACCCUGUAUUAAUGUCUCUUAGUGCCUCCCACGUGUCCUCUUUUCGUAGACAUUUCCCUGUGCUCUUUGUCUCUGCUUGCCUGUUUAUUCUUCCCGUUCUACUUAGUUAUGUUCUUUGGCAUCACUAUGCACUAAAUACAUGGUUGUUUGCAGUUACAGCCUUCUGUGUGGAACUCUGCUUAAAAGUGAUCGUUUCCCUUACUGUUUAUACGUUAUUCAUGAUCGAUGGCUACUAUAAUGUCCUCUGGGAGAAGCUUGAUGAUUAUGUCUACUAUGUUCGUUCAACAGGCAAUAUCAUAGAAUUUAUAUUUGGAGUAGUCAUGUUUGGAAACGGGGCUUAUACCAUGAUGUUUGAGUCAGGAAGUAAGAUCCGAGCUUGUAUGAUGUGUCUGCACGCGUACUUUAACAUCUACUUGCAAGUGAAAAAUGGCUGGAAGACGUUCAUGAAUCGUAGGACUGCUGUCAAAAAAAUUAACUCACUUCCUGAAAUCAAAGGGAGCCGCUUACAAGAAAUCGAUGAUGUCUGUGCAAUCUGCUAUCAUGAGUUUACAACGUCAGCUCGCAUCACACCAUGUAAUCAUUAUUUCCAUGCACUAUGCCUUCGGAAAUGGCUGUACAUUCAAGAUACGUGUCCAAUGUGCCAUCAGAAAGUGUACAUUGAAGACGAUGUCAAGGACAACUCAAACGUCUCGAACAACAAUGAGUUUGUCGCCCCCAAUGAAAACCCGGAGGAAGUGCUGAGGGAAGCUGCCGCUGCCGAAUCUGAUAGGGAACUGAACGAAGAUGACAGUACGGAUUGUGAGGAGGAUGCUCAGAGAGGAAAUGGUGGAGUGGUGCAGCAGACAGGCCCGGCAGCUGAAGAACUGAGGAAUGAUGAUACUGACUGAUUAAAGUCGCAUUUACUGAUCAAUGAGGUAUUUGUUUAAAAUUCAGUUCAUCCGACAUGAAGUAAUAAGCUUCACUGCAGUGUGUAAACAAGCACAAAAACAGUAUCAUUGUUGAAUCUGUGAAUGGUUUUCCGUUUACUGUGAUGUGCUACUGUAAAUAUACCUCUUUAAUUA